Molecule: messenger RNA, 1800 nt
Organism: Sphenostylis stenocarpa
Lineage: Eukaryota; Viridiplantae; Streptophyta; Magnoliopsida; Fabales; Fabaceae
Source: the annotation of a GenBank genome assembly
AUGGCGAGGCCUAAUCAAGAGGCGGUUGCGACUUUCGUCAGCAUAACUGGCUUGCCGGAAGCAGUAGCGCUACAAAAACUCGAGGAGCAUGGUGGUAAUCUCAAUGAAGCAGUCAAUGCACAUUUUAGUGAAGGAGAUAGAAAUCUAAUGACUGGGUAUACUCUCUUUUCCCUUAGUAGCAAUUCUCACAACAGCUCUACUGCAUUUCCUCAAGAUGAUUUCAUGGACGUAGAUGAUCAAAAUGAUGCAGAUAUUCACAGAAUUCCAUCACUUCCAGCUUCAGCAGCAAAUCUCAAUCCAUUUUCUCUUCUUGAUCCAACAAUUGGGAGAGGUAUCUUUGGUACUCCUCUUGAUUCAACAUUCCAGGCACCAUUUGUUACACAUCCUAGAGAGGUAAGGGAGAUUCCUAUAGAGGUUAAGGAUGGUAACCAAUCCACUACUCCAGCUUCUCAUGUUCCAUCCAUUGAAGACGUCACUGGAACUGUUGAUGCCCAUGGUCCAGAUAUCCAUGGGACUGUCAUAAUCGAUGAUGAAGAUGAUGACACUGCUCCACCUCCCCGGAUUGCACAUCUAGAUGAGCAAAACCAUAAGAUUUUGGCUGAUACUUCACUCAAUAGCAGACCUAGUGCUCCCGAGUCUGAGAAUUUACCAGAUUAUAGCAAUGAGAUAGAAGAAGAAAUGCUUCGUGCAGCAAUUGAGGCUUCUAAACGGGAGGCUGAGGAAAAUUACAGAAAUCACAAACUUGGCAGACAAAUUGACUCCAGUGAAUCAGGAUCACAGUCAAGGCAAUCUUAUUUUGAGGAUCCUGAGCUUGCCCAUGCAGUUUCAUUGUCCCUGAAGACAGCUGAGCAAGAGAAGGCAUUGCGUGUACAGGAAGGAGAUUCUGAAUCACCGCCAGCAGGGCCAUCUAAGUCAUCAGAGACUGGACUAGGGGAAGUGGCAUCUAAUGGAAGAUUGCAGCCAGGAAGCUUGUCCUUUCAUGAUGAAGCUGAAGAUGUAGAGGAGCAGCCACUGGUUAGGAACAGAUCUAGGCAUAUGUCUUCUGGAUCCACAGGAUCAGUCAAAGAGGUUGAAUUUGCUGAGGCCAGCACACUACCAACCACAGCACCACAGGAGAACAGUAAUCCUCAUCAUAAUAGAAAUUCCUUCCCCUCUGAUGAGUGGGGUGGCAUAUCUUCAGAGGAGCAUGAUGAAGCAGUUAUGCUUGAAGCUGCAAUGUUUGGUGGAAUCCCUGAAGGGACCGGAUAUAAUUAUGCUUAUGCACCACAUGAAUUUGUGCAACGGGGUUUCAAUCCUCGUGCCCCAUAUCGCCCACCUUCACCAACACUGGCGGCACAGCGCCUGAUAAGGGAACAGCAGGAUGAUGAAUAUCUUGCAUCAUUACAAGCAGACAGAGAAAAAGAAUUGAAGGCCAUAGAAGAAGCCAAGGCUGCUCGAGAAGAGGAAAGGCGGAGAGCAGAAGAAUCUCGCAAGAAACUACAGGAAGAGCAGGAAUUGGAAACACUGUUAGCAGCUAAAGAAGUCUCACUGCCACCAGAACCAUCCUCAGAUGAUGAUAAUGCUGUUAACUUGAUGGUAAAAAUGCCAGAUGGCAACCGUCGUGGUCGCAGAUUCCUAAAAUCUAAUAGGCUACAGUCUCUGUUCGACUUCAUAGAUAUUGGUAGGGUGGUGAAACCAGGCAGUUACAGACUGGUGAGACCAUAUCCUAGGCGUGCUUUUAGUGAUGGAGAGAGUGGUGCGACCCUAGCUGAACUUGGCCUAACUAACAAGCAAGAAGCUUUGUUUUUGGAGUUAAUCUGA